This is a messenger RNA of Fonsecaea multimorphosa CBS 102226, 744 nucleotides long. RefSeq lists its product as uncharacterized. The coding region runs from base 1 to 744 and encodes 247 amino acids. Gene Ontology annotation, molecular function: oxidoreductase activity, acting on the CH-OH group of donors, NAD or NADP as acceptor. The record is from RefSeq and is a predicted model, not a curated record. The transcript is spliced from 3 exons. Lineage: Eukaryota; Fungi; Ascomycota; Eurotiomycetes; Chaetothyriales; Herpotrichiellaceae.
AUGGCAGAUUUUAAGGAUAAAGUCGUUGUUCUAACAGGGGCGUCUAAUGGAAUCGGUGCGGCAACCGCUCAAUUAUUUUUGGAGCAGGGCGCAAAAGUCGCAGCUUUGGAUAUUGUUGACGCUGCAGCCUCGCCUGACGGAGAACGGCUCAAUGUUAAAUGCGACGUCUCUUCUGAGGAAUCCGUGAACGCAGCAAUCAAGCAAGUCCUGGACAAAUGGUCCACCAUUGACGUCCUUGUUAAUGUCGCCGGGGUUAUGGAUCAAUUUGAACGAGUCGGCGACGUGUCCAACGAAAUCUGGAACCGCGUCAUGAACAUCAACCUCAACGGACCCUUCAACACGAUGCGCGCCUGCAUCAACCACUUCCAGACCAAGACGACCGAACAAAAGGGCCGCAUCGUCAACGUGGGAUCCCUGGCUUCCAUCAAGGGCGGCACCGCAGGGGUCGCCUACACGACCUCCAAGCACGCCUUGCUCGGCCUCUCGCGCAACACGGCCUGGAUGUACGCCAAGGAGGGCAUCCAGUGCAACAUCCUGCUCCCCGGCGGCGUGAGCACGGAUAUCCUGAAGAACAGCAAUGCCAUCCCAAACAAGGUCGGAAUGGAUGCGGUGAUGCCGACCAUGGCGACGGCGGUGGGGACCUGUGCACCGGAAGACAUGGCGAGGGCGAUUCUGUUCUUGGCCGGCGCCCCCGGCGUCAAUGGGGCUGAGUUGAAGGUUGAUAAGGGCUGGUCGACCGCUUGA